Fomitiporia mediterranea MF3/22 is the source of this 742-nucleotide messenger RNA. RefSeq lists its product as uncharacterized. Bases 53 to 436 code for a protein of 127 amino acids. NCBI's taxonomy places the organism in Eukaryota, Fungi, Basidiomycota, Agaricomycetes, Hymenochaetales, Hymenochaetaceae. The record is from RefSeq and is a predicted model, not a curated record. The transcript has a single exon.
UCCGAGUCUGACCUAUUAUUAUAGCUGCGCGAACGUAGUUAGCCUCAGAACAAUGCCUUCUCCGUCCCCGCCGCUGUCUCAUCACCCGUCCCAUCUCCACCGGCGCCUGCUACCGAAAGCCCGCCCUGCCAUGCGGUUCUUGCUUUCCAAAGUACAAUCUAUCGCGUUCAAACUGCACCGCUUUCAAGGCGCUCGCUUGACAGCCGUCCUCCGCUUUAUGUUCUGGAAUAUAAUAUGCGGCCAGUAUAGGGACGCUUCUGCUCCGUCUUACCUACGCUUACAGUACAAUUUCCGAAUAUACGCCACAGGAUCCAGAACAAGUCAAUUCCAUCACAUCUUCCGCCGCUCAACGAAUCAACGGCCAACAGCCAGUCCGUUCUCCUGGGUGCCUCGAUCACCGCCGACUGCGCCUGCGAGCUCGAAGCCCAAAUUGUAACGGCACGGCCAACAACAAUGAUUGCAUCCACCAUCAGAUGUCUCGAUUAUCCGUUCCACUGCUGAAUCUCCGUUUCCUCCGUCCCGCGCAAAGUCCAUUCCCAUUGCACUUUUGUGUUUCCUUGGCCGUCCAAUAUCAAUCCUCCGGAGCGAGCCGUUAACGUUGCAGUGUAGGUUCUGAAUGGAUGGGUAACUAUGUACAUAAUGAAGACGUAUGCUGCUAUUUUCAGCUGCGGUCUCUAUGUACGUAUACGCCGAAUGGGUGCAUCCCGGAAGAAUCGACGACGGACGUGCUGGUGAGAGAUUU